Messenger RNA from Lineus longissimus, 1810 nucleotides. Its product is annotated as pseudouridylate synthase 1 homolog. The transcript has 11 exons. NCBI's taxonomy places the organism in Eukaryota, Metazoa, Nemertea, Pilidiophora, Heteronemertea, Lineidae. Gene Ontology annotation, biological process: mRNA pseudouridine synthesis; tRNA pseudouridine synthesis. Gene Ontology annotation, cellular component: nucleus. The coding region runs from base 70 to 1650 and encodes 526 amino acids. Gene Ontology annotation, molecular function: RNA binding; pseudouridine synthase activity. The record is from RefSeq and is a predicted model, not a curated record.
GUCAGCCUCCAUGAUUUCCAAAAAGUCGAAAAAUUGUGCGAGAAAAGUCUGAUUAUUGUCGAGAGACAAAUGUUAAGGAAGCUAGUAAAUAGAGCAGGCGCAUUCCUGAAAUCAACAAAGAUAUCUAAAGUGUUGUCUGGUAACGACGCAUUUGUAAAAAUGGCAGAAAGUCCAGAACCUAUGGCACUUAAACGUCCAGCAAUAGAGUCUGAAGAUCCAGAGGCAAAGAAAUUGAAAACUGAUGAUCCAAAGGCUGCUGAGGUUACAAGUGCUGGUGCGAAAAUUGUGGAAGUGAGCAAAGAUGGUGAAAGUGGGAAAGAAGGGGAGGUGACUCCCAGGAAGAAGAAGGUAGCAUUGUUCAUGAUGUAUUCUGGCGUCGGUUACUACGGCAUGCAGUAUCAACCAAGAGAUACUGGCUUGAAGAGCAUUGAGGGUGAACUGCUAAAUGCACUAGUUUCUGUUGGUGCCAUUCCUGAGGAACAUGCUGCACAUACACAGAAGAUGUCAUUUCAACGUGCAGCUAGAACAGACAAGGGCGUUUCAGCAGCUGGGAAUUGUGUCUCAAUAAAGCUCUUUUAUAACAUACCCAACCUGAAAGAAAAGAUCAACGCAGUACUUCCUGAACAGAUAAAAGUCAUAGAUAUCUUAAGGACCACAGCCGCCUUUGACAGUAAGAACUACUGUGAUUCCAGGACAUACUCGUACAUGCUACCCACAUUUGCAUUUACACCAAUUGAAAAUGUUGUCUACCGCUCAUUCAGAGCUCCAGAUGGAACCAUCAAGCGAGUGAACGACCUCCUAGGCAUUUAUAAGGGAACACAUAAUUUCCAUAACUUCACAUCUGGGAAAAAACCUCAUGAAAUGAGUGCCAAUAGGUUCAUCAUUGACAUAAAGUGCAGUGAGCCAUUUAUACAGGAUGACAUCGAGUUUGCAAUCAUCACAGUCAAAGGACAGAGCUUCAUGUUACAUCAGAUUAGGAAGAUGAUAGGCUUAAUGAUAGCAGUUGUGCGUGGAUUGGCAAGCGUGGACUGUAUCCAGAAGUCAUUUGGUCCUUAUAAAACUGAUGUACCCAAAGCACCAGGAUUAGGCCUGAUGUUAGAAAAGCUUCAUUAUGAUUCAUACAAUCGACGAUUUGGUAAAGAUGGUGUGCAUAUUCCCCUUGGCUUUGAGCGUUACGAAGAUGACAUCACAGAAUUCAAGAAAAAGUACAUCUAUUCCACAAUGGUUAAAACGGAGAAGGAAGAAAAUAGUAUGAUGAACUGGUUAAGUACUUUAUUCAGUCACAACUACGACUAUCGGGUGAACAUGGAGGUGCCUCCUCGGGCUGAGAUUGGAACAGGUCAAGCUGGAUUUAAGGCAGAGCGAGCCGAAGAGGAACAGAUGAAAGAGGAGAAAGGCAAAAAUGGUGAAAACGCUGCAAAUAUCGGACAGGACAUGAAAGAAACGGACUUAAAAAUAAGUGAAAAUGACUCAAAGUUGGAAUCGGACACUAAUGAUUGCGAAAUGGACUUUAAAAUGAAAAAUAUUGAGCCCAAAUGCAGUGAUUCCGAAUUGAGCAAUGUGAAUUCAGAGUUACCUAAGCCGGUUGAAGCUCCAUCAGAUGGGUUAGAGGCCGGGGCUGGUCUGAAAGUGGUGUCUGAGAAAAGCUGAGAGAUGGGGGUUAUAUCUAAUUGUGGUCAGUUUGUUAUGUCAGUGGGUUAGUCGGUCUGGGGUUUCCUGGGAGGGUUGAAUGCCAGUCACUUUCCAUUUAUAUUGAAGAUGUCGAUAUUUUGUAGAAAAGAAAUAAACAAUGGAUUCAUGCAUUUUAUUA